AUGAGUAACUGCUAUGUGGAUAAAAUAUUUAAAACAAUUCUUAAGGUCACUGGUAUUUUUCGAAUUGGUUGUCACGGACGCGGUAACAGGUUCGACGUUUUCACAAAUAAAGAGUGUUUUUUCCUCAAUUCAAAAUUGAUGUCAAACAACGAAAACAUACCUCGAAUAGAUCUAGAAAACUUUGAAGAUCCCCAGUUUACAGACUCUAAGUAUGUCCUAACCAGUCCGAGAUCACUAGAAGCUUGUUCACGUUUAAAGAUACUCCCUGUGGAUCUUUUGCACAAAAGUAGAGCUGAGUUCCUUGAACGUUUUAAAAAACUUCCACCAAGCAAAAUUGAGGAAUUGUACAUAAGAAGUGAAGAAAAGAGAAGAGCUUGUGAAAGCUAG
Molecule: messenger RNA, 387 nt
Organism: Schistosoma haematobium
Lineage: Eukaryota; Metazoa; Platyhelminthes; Trematoda; Strigeidida; Schistosomatidae
Exons: 5
Coding region: 1-387 (128 amino acids)
Source: RefSeq, a predicted model, not a curated record